Molecule: messenger RNA, 3118 nt
Organism: Ictalurus punctatus (channel catfish)
Lineage: Eukaryota; Metazoa; Chordata; Actinopteri; Siluriformes; Ictaluridae
Gene: dnajb6b
Product: DnaJ heat shock protein family (Hsp40) member B6b
Exons: 10
Coding region: 302-1231 (309 amino acids)
Biological process (GO): protein refolding; positive regulation of proteasomal ubiquitin-dependent protein catabolic process
Cellular component (GO): cytosol; endoplasmic reticulum membrane
Molecular function (GO): Hsp70 protein binding; ATPase activator activity
Source: RefSeq, a predicted model, not a curated record
GCAUGCGCAGAAGCUGUUCUGCGCGUUGGGCAGCGCAGUGGCGACAGAAGUCUCUGGAAUAAACUCUCGUUUGUGGUUUUAUUAAAAUCUGGAGUUCUCGGGGUUUUCCUCUGUUUAUUUCUAAUCGAUACUAGGCGAGCUACGAGCACAAGUGGUGCGCAUUAUCACACGGAGAACUGACAUAAAAAAAAUAAAUAAAGCGACUUUAUCAUCAAUAAACAGAAGGAGGUCAGAGACAGGAGAGCCGCACGCGCUGAGCAGCAGAUCUACUCCGAGUUAAACCUCGAGCAGGAGCUCCGUGAUGGAGUACUACCAGACUUUAGGCGUAUGCAAAGACGCCUCUCCGGGUGACAUAAAGAAAGCGUACAGAAAAUUGGCCUUAAAAUGGCAUCCAGAUAAAAAUCCAGACAACAAAGAAGAAGCUGAGAGGAGAUUUAAGGAGAUCUCUGAAGCUUAUGAAGUCCUAUCAGAUGAAAACAAACGUAGUUUGUACGACAGAUACGGCAAAGAUGCUCUGUCUGGAGGUGGAAGAAGAGGAGGACAUUACGACGACCAUUUCGGUGGUGUGUUCACAUUCCGUAACCCUGAAGAUGUUUUCAGGGAAUUCUUUGGCGGCAGGGAUCCUUUCGCAGAUUUAUUCGGAGACGACCCGUUCGACCCGUUUGACGAUUUCUUCGGGUUUAGUGGCGGCCGGCGGCAGAGAGGUGUGAGGAGUCGAACCGGUGGCUCCUUCUUCCCCGCGUUUGGGGGGUUCCCUCCAUUCGGGGGCGGCUUCUCAGGCUUCGACUCAGGUUUCGCAUCGCUCGGGGGCCCGAUGGGUGGAGGAAACUUCACCUCUUUCUCCUCGACAUCCUUCGGAGGUGGUGGUGGUGGAGGAGGAGGAGGCGGCGGGAUGGGAAACUUCCGCUCGGUCUCCACCUCCACCAAAUUCAUCAACGGUAGAAGGAUCACCACCAAACGCAUCGUGGAGAACGGUCAGGAGCGGGUGGAGGUCGAGGAAGACGGCCAGCUGAAGUCUCUCACUGUCAAUGAUGUCAGCACUCCGAGCGCCCUGCCUGGCCCCGCCUCUCACUCCCGUUACCUUAGAAACGCCACAGAUGAGGAUGAUGGGGAAAGAGUAAACGCCAGAGGAUGUUUUGAAAACAGAAGAAAGAAACACUGGCGAGCAGACACGGACAACAAGAAGAAGAUAAAUCCACGUCUGGCACCAAGGAUCGGCUCCUGGUUCUGAACUUUCACUUUUUUUUGGGGGGGAAAAAGAGAGAUAAUAAAAACACAGAAGAGCUGUAGAGUGUGUAUUAUACUAUAUUAUAGUUCUUCUUUUGAAAUCAAAAUGCCUUCACAUGACCGAGUGUUCUUCUGAUACUGUCACCACUGGGGACUUUCUAAGGGCAUUGAUAAAGAGUUUUAGUCACCCAGACACUGUGAUAUUAUCACUGGAAAUGGAGAUUUUAUUUUUUUGAUUAAUUUUUUUAAGUGAAGUGAGAAUCUGUAAACUAGCCACAUUAUUCAGUCUUUAUUCAGUGCAAGAUCACUAGAUAUCAAUAGAUCACUAUUUAUUAAAGGUUGUGUGUAUAGAGAUGGGUGAUAUGACAGAAAUAUCAUAAUCACGAUACAUCACCACUUCUAUGAGACUCGAUAUGUAUGAUGACAUACAGGUUUGCUAAAAAACAAGAGGCAGUGAAACAAUAGUGUUCGAUUUAAUACAGGAAGUAAUAAAUUAAAUGAUUUAACCCUGGAAAAAAAAGAAAUCGCAAUUGACCACUAAAUCAGCUACUUCCAAUCAGAGCUUGUUAUGAAAUAUCACGAUAAAAUAAAUGUUACAAAAAUAUAUAUUGCAAAAAAAAAGUACAUAAUUCUGACAUAAUUGAUCACAAUGUUGAUAUUUUACUGUCAUAUUGCUCAGAACUCCACAAUACAAACCUGAUAAACAACCAUAAAUAAGCAUUCAAGUUAAUUUACAUAGACUUGAUGAAUAUGUAAUUUGGAGCGUUUGUACCCAAAAGUGUAAAACAGUGGGCGGAGUCAAUGCAAAUACGUUCGUUUAUCAGCUUUAGUGUGAUUUACCACGGCGUGAAAAAUAACUUAAAGAUCAAAGAUUGUAAAUCAAUAAUAUAAUUAUUAUUUACAGUGAAAACCGAAGGGCAGAAAUGAAAAAAAAAUGAAUACUGAAGGGCAGGUAAUAAAUUUGCAGAAGUCUGUUUCUGUCAUUUGAAGGCAUAUAAAAUCUUAAAAAUAACCAAUAUUUCUCAGCAGUAGAGCUAGUAUUACAACUAGUACUAUGAUAAAUUUGCUUUUAUGUUUUUUUGUUGUUGUUUUUUUUGUAUAACACUCUGCAGUUUAUCUGACUCAUUAAUUUACAAAAGAGCUGCUUUAUUUGGGAUGUUUCUGAAAUCAGGGUUCUAGUGUUCAUGUACAUGUUCUGAAUGCGUUUUAAUCAUGCAGGAAAAUGCUUUAAGUUCUGAAACAUGCAACAGUACAGACAUCUGAUACAGGAACACAAAGGAUGUACAGUUCGAACGAUAUCUAAUAGUCACACUCUUAGCGAAAAAGGGUUCUUUAAGGCUUUUUUUGGGUAAAAAGAUUGGGUUCUAAGCAUCCAAAAGAGUAGUCGUAAGCAGUUCUGAUAGAGAAACACUCUGUUGUAAGGUUCUACAUAGAACCAAAGGACCUUUAAAAGUACUGAACGCUUCCCGAGUGUAUUUAACAUUAAUGAACAUCUCGUUUUACAUCAUGCAGAAAUCUUAUUGCUAAAACUGUAUAAACACUAAAGGUGUCAAUCGUGUGGAACUUUCUAGAGAACCCAGAUCUCACCUUUUGUAACUGUUUCAAUCGAAAUAUUCAGAUUAUAAACUGCGGGUCCUGUUUACGUCCUCUGUAGACUGCAUAGGGUACCCUGUAUAGGGUACUUUUAUUUGCAGACUUUUUUUUUCUAAUAAGAAAAAAAUUAUUUUGUCUUAGACUAGUAAAGUUCGCUAUUUUAUCUAUAAAGACUUUUGUGUAUACAUUUAGAUGUAUAUUUAAGCUUUCUAUAUACACAACAUGCUAAAUAGUUUUUGUGCAUUAAAAAAAAAAAAAACGCUUUUACAAUUUUCCAUUAAAAAACCUGUACACUAAA